CGACGGUAGUUGGUCUCAUUCGGACAUUUCCUGGACCCAGUGGGCAGUUUUAAUCAUCUUUGACUGGGUGUUCCUUGAAUGUCUUCCUUUGAAAUUAUGAUUACGAUAAGCUGGUUUGAGAAAGGGUAUCUCAGGCGGUUAGGGUAGUCAAUUGGUGUUUGAAUUUAAGAACAUUUGUUUGAAUAAGGUCCUUAUGUGCUUUUUCUUGAUUUCAGAUUUGAGUUUAGCCCAGUUGGGGGUGCUAAAAUCUUGAGCAUCUUUUGACCGGUACCUGUUUCCUCGGUGUGGGGCAAUUCGAUUCUUCAGCACUUGGCACAUAGCCUUCCGAAUAAUUUGCUUAUUUUCGAGUAUAAGCCCAUGUUAUGUUUUUUGCUCAAAGACACAGAGAGAUGCAGUUAGUCUAAGGCCCGCCGUUCACGGUAAUGAAGCGUCACAUAAGCAAGAACCAGUCAACAAGCUUAAAGAUUCAUUAAAAAGAGCGAAAAGAUCUUACUACGUCAAGGUGGUUCAUCAAGUCGAUGACGGACUAUUGAUUGCCAGCAAGAAAAGCUUUCUAGAGGAUGAGCAAGAGGAAGAUGAACAGCGAGAGACCAGUCAAAGGUAAGCAGUAAGUGACUCGUCAGCCGUCACCCCAAUUUGGCUUUAAAUAGUCGAUUGCUCGCUUUAACGUCCCUGACAUACAACCCGGCAGGCCUCACCUCCUUACAGUGAUAUCCUCUUUCUAGAGAGAGAGAGAGAGAGAGAGAGAGAGAGAGAGAGAGCUUUCCUUCUGGGGUUGACUGAAAAAGCUCGAGAACUACGAAGACUGGGCACUCUUUAUUCCAUUGAAAGCAAGAACGAGGACGAAGCAUCAGCAAAAGAAAAGGAGAGAAGAAUGUCAUAAUGAACGCCGAGCAAAGCAAAACAAGCAAAGAAAGAAGAUACUUCCUUUAUCAUCUUCCCAAGGAAAGUAUCAAUAUUUAGGUUAAUCUAUCUAGCCAGUUUGUCGGGAGAAACAUGACCACCGGAACGACUCGUAAAGUUCGGAUAGUCAAGUGCCCAAAAUGCUGGCAGCUUCUUCCAGAGCCGGCAAAUAUUUCUGUGUACCAAUGUGGUGGAUGCAGCGCUGUCCUUCGAGCAAAAAAUUGCAGAAAUGAAGCUGGGAGUGCAGUAUCGGAACUCCUCGAGGCAGCUGAUGCUCAGAAGAAUAAACCUGAAUUGACUUCAGUGGGUGACGGUUCAAAAGAGUCAGGGCAUGGAACAGUUCUUCCUUCCUGGACACUCUGUUCGCCUGAUCGGAGCAAUGUGGACAGCUGUCGCAUGUCUGACAAUGGCAAUGCUGAACCUGACCAGCCUCAUGAGUCAUUCUCGUCCAACGGAGCUAAAAGUGACCAAAGCAGGCAAGAUGUAUCCGGUGAGUGCAAUGAAGAAGGAAAUGGAGGAUCAAGGGAUGUUCGGUCUUCGACUGAGCUUGCUUCUCUUGAUAAUGGACAGACUUUGCUCGUUGAGACUCCGAGACCAAAUAUAGAUGUAAGUGAAGAGAGCUCAAUAUCCGAUAAGCUGCCAGAGCAACCUGCUAAGAGCGUUUCACAUGACAUUGUAAAUCUGAGGGAUUCUCCAAUCCCUGCAAGUGGAGACUACGGUCACCCAAGCUCAACGCUGAGAGGUGAACCUCGAGAAGUACCUAUCUCCACAUCAGCCAAAGGAUUGAAUGAUCAUGUUUACCAAUCUUCUACUCAUGUUGAGAAUCAACGUGCUGGUGGGUAUGUUCAUCGUACAAAAGAAGCGAAUUUUGCCAUUUCUGAAGAACAGGUCGCUAGGCAGAAGUUCCAGAAGAAUCACAAGACGGAACCUAAUUUUAGAACGAAGCAUCCCCUAAGGAAAGAAGCAAACUUUCCCGUUUCUGAAGAACAGGUCGCUAGGCAGAAUUUCCUGGAGAAUCACAAGAUGUACCGUAAUUUUGGAACAAAGCAUCCCCUAAGGAGUUCUAAGUCGUUUUAUUAUAAUUUAGAUGGAGGGACUGACGCGAUUAGAGUUAGCAGGCGGGAUCGAGGUGAAACAAUUAGACAUGCAAGACAAGGUCUUCCUGCUCUAUACCGAACUAGAUCAGAAUUAGAGGGAUUAGAGCCUAGCGGAGCACCAAACUUCCAAUGGGAUCCCCAGGAAACAUAUGACUAUGAGGCUCCCCUGAACAAGGUGCACAAAUAUCUGGUUCGUAGCUCAAGCUGUCGUUUACCAGAGAAGCCUGAGUUCCCUUCUCGGGACGAGAUGGAUCUGUUGAGGAUGGUUCUUGAACUGGAGGAUAAACUAAAGAGAACAUACAAUCUCCAUGGAAUGAGAAAUGAGAAAGUGUCCCAGCAGUUUAGUUAUUCAGGGAAACAUUUCUCGUCGGAAGCCAUGGAAAAUAGUGGAAAAUCUGAUUACUCCUCUACCCAUCGCUUCCCGCAUGACAGGCAUUACUCUGUACACUUGCCUCCACUCGCCAAUCAUGCUAAAGGAGUCUGUAGAGUUCACUCAAGCCGCAGCAUGUAUAAUCAAUAUGCCUCCUCUCCCCUGAGCUCCCGGCACUACACAGUCCCCUCGUUUGAUCAUGAAAUCAAGUUUAAGCAUUUUAGAAAGGAACGCCAAUCUUCCAAGAGACACUUCCGGCCUAUCACAGGUGGGGCCCCAUUUAUAAUUUGUUACCAUUGCUCGGUGCUGCUGCUGGUACCUGUGGAUUUUGUCCUUUCAAGAAGAAGAUGUCAUCGGCUGAGGUGUGGUUCUUGUUCGAUGGUGUUGGAGUUCUCGAUUCAGAAAGGAACACACCUAAUUCGGUAUACACCACGUGCAAUGGAUGCUCCCUCCAGAGGCCUUUCAGGUUGCCCUGAGGUUGUGCACGUUUCUUGCUCCGCUAAUUAUGGUGCUUACCACAACAGUGGAUGUUCUGAAGAAGAGAGUAAGUGUGCAAUGUCCUCAGAGACUGAGGAAGUUCCUGGCAAAACCAGUUCAGCACUCCAUCGGCUAAUGGGCUAUUCUUCAAUUAGUCAGUUGAUGACUAGAUCAAGGCCGUCAGCCAGUGGGGCGAGCACUUCCUUCCUGAGUAAAUCCUAACUAAAGGAAUGAAGAGCCUUUAUUUAUCGGUUCUUGAAAUGCAGCUUUUUGGCAGGCGUUGAUAGACUUUUUAGAAAACAUUGGGAGUUUGUCACCUGUUAUGUUAUCCCUCCAAGUCGUGUUCAUGUGAGAAUGUGAGAGAUGCAAAUAAUAAUGUGCUUGCUGAGGUUGCCACAUGAUCUUUGUCCUUCUGAUUAUAAGGUUAGGAUCCAUGGUUAUUGCAAAUUUACUGGACGUCGCACAUCACAUUGGUCUGUAACGUGGCGUUCAAUGGGACUUCUCCAUAGUUGAGUUACUCGCAGGACUCAUUUCUUUAAGGUUGAAGCAUUCCUAUUCUCAGGAAUGCAGAUGCCGAUGUGUUUGGGCAGUCUUGUGUGAUUUAAAGAAGUGAUAGAAAUACGAAUACGAAUACAAAUUUUAUAUUCAUGACUA
Molecule: messenger RNA, 3501 nt
Organism: Syzygium oleosum
Lineage: Eukaryota; Viridiplantae; Streptophyta; Magnoliopsida; Myrtales; Myrtaceae
Product: protein ENHANCED DISEASE RESISTANCE 4-like
Exons: 6
Coding region: 997-3069 (690 amino acids)
Biological process (GO): regulation of defense response to fungus
Source: RefSeq, a predicted model, not a curated record